Drechmeria coniospora is the source of this 1902-nucleotide messenger RNA. RefSeq lists its product as uncharacterized. The coding region runs from base 1 to 1902 and encodes 633 amino acids. The transcript is spliced from 2 exons. Lineage: Eukaryota; Fungi; Ascomycota; Sordariomycetes; Hypocreales; Ophiocordycipitaceae. The record is from RefSeq and is a predicted model, not a curated record.
AUGUGGGACCGGCUCCAAGCAACAUCAUCGGCGACGGCCACAGCAACAUUCUUCGCCUUUGGUCGUCAUCGCCAUCAAACCUCGUCCCCCUCGCAUUCGGAUCACACUGCUGGCAUUCCCAAGUCACGAACCGGCCGCCGUCGUGGCAACCACGGCUCAAGCUGGCCCGACAACCUUGACGAUCCUUUCGGCACUCUGGCCGUGGCCCGCUCCGGCUCAUACAAGUUCGAGAUUAGCAGAGGCAAGGUUGUGCCGCAGACGACGCAUGCCGACAUGUACUUUCAUGUCGACGUAUCGCCUAUCGACGAUGAGCCCGUCCACUUUCACGAGCAUCUGCCGCAAGAGACGUCCCGGCAUCAACCGCCACAGCCCUCGCGCCAAAAUGGCACGAACAGCAUUCCGGAAGUCGAUCAUAUGAACCGGCGCGCCCCUACCCUUGUCAUUCCGAGGACGCGAGAGCCUAAGCCCAACCACGACCAACGUCGAGAUCACCAAACUUCCUCUGAUCAAAGCCCUGCGCUCCAAACUGAAGCCAAGCCGAGGCAGCCUGCAGCCGGUGACGCGCCCGACACCGCACCUUCAGUUCUCGAUUCGGUCACAAGAAUGUUGGCAACGCCAUCUGGCCGCGGCAAAUCGCCCGCUUCAACUUUCGGUCAACGGAUGCGCGCCCUCGGUCGCAGCAAGCCUGACCCGGUUGACAGCCGGCCCCCUUGGUACGGUCCGAGUGGACGGGACAAGCUUCUCCAACCCAUUCGCGAUGAUGAUGGUGCUACCACUCUCACCAUGCCCCGAAAGAACGUCAAUGGGACUGUACGUGGGGCCGCAGCAUCCAACUGUCCCCCUGAUGCCCAACUUGAAACGUCCAAUGCCGCCGCCGCCGCCGGGGCCGCUACGGACACCGCAAAUAGCCUUCAACCGCUGGCGCAGAACGGAAGGGCUAGUAACAAACCGGCCACGCCAUCGUCCUCGCUCUCCUCAACCACGUCUUCCACUUCGCCCUCCUCGUUGCUUCACAGGGGAAGACAACAGCUGCAGCGCAGCCACCUCGAGGCCGAGUCUCCUCCAUCGACCUCCAGUGAUUCGAAAUCAUCGGAUUCCAAGUCGCUCACGUCGUCCUCGGCCUUCACGCCGCGCGAAGUCAUCAAGCGAAAACCACCUCCAUUUCCCUCAACCACUGCCUCCAUCUCGGCGCAGGCCCGCCACGCAUCAGACCCGACCAUUGCCGGACGAUCGACGACCAAAGACGACCGGGUCGAGAUAGCAUCACGCUUUGGUGUCACGACAUUCGCGACUUCGAACCCCGCUACGCUCCGGCAGGAAAGGGACCGGACGCCCGUGCCGACCCCGCCACUGCAGUCAACCUCCGUCAUGAACCGUAGGAGGCCCGUUGGCGGAGGACAUGGCGGCAAGUCGGCUGCCGAACCGGUCUUGAUAUCGAUGAGAAAUACAUCCGCACCAGAGACAGAAUCGAAUCCACACCGACGACCGAGCGACCCGACCGAGCACACACACUUGACCGGCAGCGGCCAGCUAGUUGACCGUCGCUCCUCCGCCUCUCCCGCAGCAAAGCCCCUCCCUCUUGCACCGCACGAGCUGCAAUCGUCCAAGGACCCUGUAGAAACGCUAAAGGCGGAAGUUGAUGUUCUCGCCCAUCGGCGCAUGAACAUUAACAAAUGCAUCCAGCAAAUGACGGCGCGAAUGCCGUCCGAUAACCUCAUGGCUAGCCAGCAGCUGCUGCGCAAGCGUGAGAACGAAAAGAUAGCGGCUCUGAAGGAAGAGCUUGCCGAGGUGCAGAAGGACGAGUACACGGUUGGUCUCAAGUUGCACCGGGCCUAUAAGCGAAUGGAAAGGAAUUCCAACUACGAGCAGACUGGUCUCUGGGUGAGCAGGGUGGCGAGGUGA